This is a messenger RNA of Oncorhynchus masou masou (cherry salmon), 3801 nucleotides long. RefSeq names its product basic immunoglobulin-like variable motif-containing protein. The transcript has 10 exons. Lineage: Eukaryota; Metazoa; Chordata; Actinopteri; Salmoniformes; Salmonidae. The record is from RefSeq and is a predicted model, not a curated record. Bases 594 to 2150 code for a protein of 518 amino acids.
UUAAAUGAUUACAUGGCGUGAUAGUCAUAUUCAGGUCCUGGUUGGUCAACAAGCUUAUUUGACGCUUCGAAUAGUGUAAAACGGCGUUCCAUACCAGCGAGGUAAAUCAAGUGCACCCCACCUAGGCAAAGGACUUAUUCUGAUUGGUUAAAGAAAACCGGAUGGCUGGUUAGGAUUGGUGACCCUUCGUGAACGCCGAAUAUUGUGUGUAAAUGAUGAAGAAAUAGGGUCAGUAAUGUGAAAUCCCUAUAAAUGUAACAUUUUUAAACUUCCAUUUGUAUUUGAUUUUUUUUUUAGCAAAGCGUUAAUUUAGAACUGUCUGUGAGAAAAUGUUGUGGAAGAUUACGGUUGAGCACCCCUAGUUACGUAAUGGGUUAGUUCAUCAUUACUGUACAGCGGAAGGAGGAGGACGUCAAUAUACAACAGCGUAUUUAUCCCACCAGGAGAAAUUCAUACUAUGUGGCUACCUAGUUAACUACCAAGUUAAAAAUCCACGACACAAUGCAAGCAUAGAUGACAACCCACCCCUCUAAACAGACCAACCACUCCAACUUUAAACAAUUCUCUCAUCCAACAUCCCAGUCCUCUCUUCAAUGCCUAACAGUGGGGAUAGUUCAGGACCUAAUGUAUCUGGGAGUCAGCCAGGCGACCAGGCUAUGCCCUUGUCCCAGCGACCCCCACCCCCUGACAGAGAGGAUGACCAACGCGGCCUACUGACCACUCUCACCCGGGACUCCCUGAGGACCCGGAGAGCCUCCAGCGCUGAGCUCCAGCUCCCAUGGACCUGCCCUGUCACUCACUCCAGGGAGAAGUUCUACACGGUCUGCUCAGACUACGCCCUCCUCAACCAGGCUGCCUCUCUCUACCGGCUCCCCAGCACCCCCAGAGAGGAUGGCAGCGGGGCCCCAUUAGUGAAGUCCAACACUGUGGACCUGUCUCAGGGUCAGGGGCAGCCUGCAGGUGUAGAGGAGGCUUCAGACGAAGACUUUGACAUGGAGGGGGUGUCCUGCAGCAACACCGAGCCUAUCCUGGCUUGGGAGAUUGAUACCACUAACUUUGAUGCUGUGCUAACUCGAAAGCCCAGGACAAGCAACACAAAGAGAGUCGGUACGAAGAAGAUGAAGUCUUCAGGGGGCAGUAGGAACCUGCAGGACCUUCCUCUCCACGCCUCGCAGGACGAGAUUAAACAGAGGAAAGUGCUGGACCUCAGGAGAUGGUACUGUAUCAGCCGCCCCCAGUACAAGACGUCAUGUGGGAUAUCUUCAUUAGUUUCCUGCUGGAACUUUCUGUACAGCGCACUAGGAGCAGGGAGUCUCCCACCUAUCUCCCAGGAGGGGGCUCUUCAGAUCCUAGGCUUCCAGCCUCCCUUUGAGGAGAUUAAGUUUGGUCCCUUUACAGGCAACGCUACUCUGAUGAGAUGGUUCAGGCAAAUCAAUGACAAUUUCCGUGUCCGAGGAUGUUCCUAUAUUCUGUACAAACCCCACGGGAAACACAAGACAGCGGGAGAGACUGCUGAGGGGGCGUUGUUGAAGUUGACCCUGGGGCUAAGAGAUGAAACCAUGGCCUAUAUUUACCACUGUCAGAACCACUACUUCUGUCCUGUGGGCUUCGAGGCCACACCUUUCAAAGCAGCCAAGGCCUACAGGGGUACAUUACCAACUAAUGAAAUGGAACAUUGGAUCCUGAUUGGUGAACCAAGCAGGAAACACCCUGCUAUUCACUGUAAAAAGUGGGCUGAUAUUGUUACAGAUCUGAACACACAGAAUCCAGAAUACCUUGAUAUUCGUCACACGGAGAGGGGAAUUCAGUGCCGCAAAACCAAAAAGGUGGGAGGGAAUCUUCACUGCAUCAUGGCUUUCCAGAGGGUCAACUGGCAGAAGCUAGGCCCCUGGGCCCUCAACCUGGAGAACCUGAGGCAUGACCUCCACCACCAGGGGUCUGAGAGGGCCCAGGGGGGCUUAGCAGAGGUCCAGGAGGACAGGGAGAAGACCUCAGGAAAACACCAGGCUUUGGCCCGGCUCGGCCGCUCCAACAGCACAGGUACCAGUAACCAGAAGGACGUAGCUUGGAAACACCUGUCUAACACCACAGAGUACCGACACAGGAGCUCACCUGAGAGCGACGUUGAAGAAGAUACCACUGAUGACUGAGAUUCAAUGAGAAGGCUGUGAAGUUAGUGCUGCUAAAAUAUACUGGUUAGUAUAUCAAACGUUCUCAAUAGUUUUUCACCAAAAAAAAAGAGAGAGAGAGAGAGACGAAAGUGUUGUUUUACCCCGUCGAGCAUCAUCCAGAUUCCAUCAAGGAUUUUGCUUGAUUAUUGUAAUGAAAAGUUAGUACAACAUACAAGUUGAUACACUUUAGUGUGAAAGCUAUGUUUAAUCGUCUAGCAAUGUAUAGAGGACUGCUGCUAUUAAUCAGAAUGUCUGAUAACAUUGCAUUUAAAAGCCAUUUAAGAAAUAGAAGAAUAAGAAUAAAAAUCUAUUCAUUUUACACUUUAAAGUGAGUGUGUUAGUUUGCGAAUGUGACUAAAACCCAGUGACGACUGUAAGCCAAGUUUUUCUCAACUCCACGGUGCACAUCACAUCAAUGGAGUUGAGCGGAGACAACUACAACGAGUCGCUGUCCGUCGAUAAACCCUUACCUUGUACCUAUGUUUGUCCUCUGUAGCUGCCUUUCUUACUUCCUUACCUUGUACCUAUGUUUGUCCUCUGUAGCUGCCUUUCUUACUUCCUUACCUUGUACCUAUGUUUGUCCUCUGUAGCUGACUUUUUUACUUCCUAACCUUGUACCUAUGUUUGUCCUCUGUAGCUGCCUUUCUUACUUCCUUACCUUGUACCCAUGUUUGUCCUCUGUAGCUGCCUUUUUUACUUCCUAACCUUGUACCUAUGUUUGUCCUCUGUAGCUGCCUUUCUUACUUCCUUACCUUCUACCUAUGUUUGUCCUCUGUAGCUGUCUUUUUUACUUCCUAACCUUGUACCUAUGUUUGUCCUCUGUAGCUGCCUUUCUUACUUCCUUACCUUCUACCUAUGUUUGUCCUCUGUAGCUGUCUUUUUUACUUCCUAACCUUGUACCUAUGUUUGUCCUCUGUAGCUGCCUUUCUUACUUCCUUACCUUCUACCUAUGUUUGUCCUCUGUAGCUGUUUGUAGCUGUGUGCCUUUCUUUGUUUGCUGAUAUCCAUACUUUUUAAUAAAACCUUUAUCCAAUACAACCACAGACUCUUUCCUUGUAUCGACUGACAGCGACUCCGCCCACAGUUGUUGCAAACAAACUCCACCGAGAUGUACAUAUGGUAGAGUUGAGAAACCCAGCUACAGGAAAACUAACAGUAGAAACAACGAUGUACAUAUAGUAGAGUUGAGAAACCCAGCUACAGUAAAACUAACUACAGAAACAUGGUAGACUUCAGACACCCAGCUACAGGAAAACUAACUGUAGAAACGUGAAACAAACAGUACAGUGGGUACAAUUGACAUUGUGAUGUCCUGUGAAACUAUGUUAAUUGUAGAUGUUCUUUUCCCAAAGAAAAUACCUGAGAAAUCAAGUCAAUGGAUGCUAAUCACCUACCAAGAUGUAGAGAUUUAUAUUUGUGUUGUUAUUGAUGUCCAACGUGAGAGACAAUGGAUAAUGAGUGCAUGAUUGUGUCCAUGUUGUGUCUUAAGCCACAGUUAAGUCUCCUGCUCAAGCAUCUGUUGUUUUGUGUUUAGAUUUAUCCCAACACUACUGUAAAAUGUAUCAUUAUGUAUUAAUGUGAUUUUAGAUUUGCUCCUUUUUCUUAAUAAAUAACAAUUUAUAUCAAUUCA